UACGAAAAUCUAAGCAGGUUUGGCGAAUUGAGCAUGAGCUGGUAAGGAAGGACGGGUCUAUUUGCGACUGGAAAUGGAUAAAAGUAAAAACUGAGUUAAAGGAAGGGAACACGAAGAAAGCGCUGAAUAUUACCCAACACCCGCCAUUGCCAUUUGCCGAUUUUGUAAACUGAACAAGCCAUGUCUUUCAACAAUUCCACCGACGUCCCAAGUGGCAACUUUACCCAAACGAAUACUUUUACUGCAAGUGCUCUAGAGCCGCUCUGGUUGGCUGUGAUACGACUUUCUGUUGAAGCAUUUAUUGCCUUGGCCGGUGUCAUUGGAAACUUAGCUGUGUGCUUUGCAAUAUCACAGCAUCGGUCACUGAAUACAGUUCCUACAAAUACGUACAUCAGAAAUGUAGCUGUUGGCGACUUAGCCUCCCUCCUUGUGUCUUUUCCUCUCGGAAUAGUCACGGAACGUUUCGCCUACUGGCCACUUGGCGAAUUCACAUGCCGAUAUAUUUUCCCGCUGAGCGACACCUUUUUCGGAGUGUCUAUUUGGUCAAUUACCGCCAUUGCCGUUGAAAGGCAUCGUAUACUGAACGCAAGGUUCCCCCAAAUGGCUUCCAGGUCAUUGGCAAAACCAAGAAUUGUAUGCGCUGUCAUUUGGAUCUUUUCAUUUCUUGGGAUUUCUUUGCCUCUGUUACUUGUAUUUGAUUACUACCAGCAAUCAGACGGAAUUUACUGUGUAGCAGAGUGGCCUAACAACGAGCUUUUUUACAUCUAUAGCAUGGCAUUGACCUUGGUCACCUAUGUUAUACCACUUUCCCUCAUCCUUAUGAGUUACUGUGCCAUCAAGCGCAAGCUGCGCAAGAGCGAAUCGUUCAACAUGGAAAUUGCAGAAAAUAGCUGCACGGGAAGCUUCAGAACCAGCCAAGUAAGCCUCGUGAAAACACGCAGUAAAAGAGUCAGUAAGAUCAUGACCCCAGUAGUUGUAGUUUUCGCAAUCACUGUUCUUCCACUCAGCAUUUUCCGAUUAAUUCCAAUCGAUUAUCACUUCAAAUAUCAAAAAUUUUCUUUCAUUUAUUUUAGGAUUUGCAUAUUUUUUUAUCUUUUCAAUUCUGCUUGUAACCCUUUCAUCUAUUCCCUCGUAAGCAGGAGGUUUCGUCAGUCAUUUAAGGAAAUGCUUUCUUAAACCUCAAUGAUUAGCGGUAAGUCACUUUUAGAGUUAGGUGGAAAAAGACAACACUUGUAGAUGUGGCUGUACUACCUGAAAAUAUUAUAGUUUAACCCUUGUAGACUAGCAGAUUGCAUAGUCGUUUUUCUACUGUCUUAAACUUAACAGUAAUUUGAGCUUUCGUGUUUCUCAAGCUUAAUUACCGUGGUAAAUCUAUGUUUGAUUGGUAAUAGGUGACAGCUUUGUGUUAAGGAGGGCUUUAAGAAUAGUCUGUCUGAAAAAUAAACCAUUUAAUCCAUAUUAUCUUGUCUAAUUUAAUGCAAAUGGAUUCUGCUGUUGUUAUAGUUGUUAUUACAGUCAAACCUGUAUUUUAGGACAGAGCAUUAAGCGCCACCUUAUUAAGCGAUCGGUUGUUAAACUCCCAUAUUUGUUUCCCCUUUGUUACUGUAAUUUUGACCCCUAAUUAGCGGUCACUUCUAUUAACCUUUUACAGCCUCACAUCAGUAAGCAUAUUCUCCAUACUGUUCUUUAUACAUUUCCUAAGGUCCUGACAAGGGGAAUUUGUUCGCCGAUCUAAAGGUUCCUUCCCUGGUGACCAUUUCCUAUAUUCUCAUGACCUUAAUGUGUGAUUCAGGAGUAAUAUUGUUGUGAGAAAAUAGAUGAUAGUCACUCUUAGAGGUUAAAGGGUUAAGCGGUCGUGGUCACUCGUGACUGAGAUCCAAAGGCCUGUUUUUAUUGUCUUGUCACUUAAAGAAAAACUGCUAAAAUAAAACUACAAAUAAUUUUUCAAGUAAAAUUCAAUCUGUUUAUCUCCAGAAAUAAAAAAUUCAGAGGUCAAUUAUGAUAAACUGGUGUUGUUUCUCUUUCUUUUUAAAUGACACCUCUAUUCUGUACAACCUGGAUUAAGCGGUCACCCUGUCAUUUACCGUUGGUGACUACUUAAUACGGUUUCGAUUUUAUGAGUAAUUGUUGUAAACAUAAUCUAUAAUCUAGAAAUUUUCAGACUAAUGAGUCAUGCUGACUUGCAUACCGUAGAACUUUUCAGAACAUUUCAUAUAGUCGCGUAUUUAUUAUGUAAUAAAAUAGUUAAUAAUAUAAUAUAAUAAUAAUAUGUAAUAAUAUGUUAAUAAUAAUAUGUAAAACUACAAUAGUUCUUGUGUAAGCGUCUGGAAUGUUCCAGAACACUUUUUGAAGAUAUAUAAAGCCUCGCUUAUGUAUUAGUAAGAGUAGUUGUUGUCGUCGGAGCGACGACUGCUAUAAAAGCUACACCAUGAGAGAGUUACUGCGGAAGAUUACUCGUUUCAAUGGACUUUGGAGACAACAGUGAGAUUGCGUCAGUGGUGAGCUAGGAUAUAGACUGUGUUAGGCUUAAUUAAGUUUAUUAACUAUAAGUUUUGUACUGCUUUAAGGAUUCGUUCCUUGUUAAGAACAUCACUAGUUAUUACUCGCUGUUUAAUAAAGUAGUUGAGUUUGUGGAA
Molecule: messenger RNA, 2636 nt
Organism: Pocillopora damicornis (cauliflower coral)
Lineage: Eukaryota; Metazoa; Cnidaria; Anthozoa; Scleractinia; Pocilloporidae
Product: neuromedin-U receptor 2
Biological process (GO): G protein-coupled receptor signaling pathway
Cellular component (GO): membrane
Molecular function (GO): G protein-coupled receptor activity
Source: RefSeq, a predicted model, not a curated record